Messenger RNA from Stomoxys calcitrans (stable fly), 845 nucleotides. RefSeq lists its product as uncharacterized. The record is from RefSeq and is a predicted model, not a curated record. The transcript has 2 exons. NCBI's taxonomy places the organism in Eukaryota, Metazoa, Arthropoda, Insecta, Diptera, Muscidae. Bases 382 to 783 code for a protein of 133 amino acids.
ACAAACAUAGAAACCUUUUCAAAAUAUUCAGUUUGGAAUAUUUUCCUGUCACUUUAGAAAAUUUUCAUUUUCGGAGAAAUUCUGUACAAAUGUUGUUCAUUUGAAUUCCGAACCGAUUGCUGUUUUCUUGUCCCGAAGCUAAGAUAUUUCCAUAAAAAUAAUACAAGCAAAAGAAGGCCCCACCUUGCGAGACCUGCGAAUUGUUUUAAGCUUUGGUUUAGUAAAGUCUUUGUUUCAAAACAAUCAAUUGCCACAAUUUUCCCAUACCUACUAGCCUACCUACAUAUGUAAAACUGAAAUAUCACCUUUAAUAGCAAUUACCAAGAUGUCAUAUUUGGAGCAAUCCCGUCGUCGUAGGCCUGUGGACAGCGCUGGACAUAAAUGAUCCAAAGUUGUCGUUUAUUUGGAAGGUGGAAGCGCAAUUUAAGUAACAUCAUGUACAUCACAUCCAUCAACGACAUUGGUGGUGUUGCAUUGUUUGUCUUGACACGACACCAGGGACCUUCUCCCCAUCCCAAGAACGAAGCCCACAAAGAUGGAAAUGAACAAGAAGCCCAAGUCGACGAAGAAGAUGAAAACGAAAACAAAACAAACAAACAAACAUCAACGGCGACAGCAACGGCAACGGCAACAAUCACAUUGCGCGGAAAACAAAAUGCGUUUUUAGGCGAGAAAGAGCUCUUUUGUUGCCCCAUGAAAAAUUGUUACCCAAACAAUAGCGAUAAUAAUAACAACGGCAACAGCAACAAAACCAUCAGCAUCGGCAUCGUCAAGACCGAAUGAAUGAAGACGACCGAGCAACAAUAGCCCCAUUCAGGCAGCAACAGCAACAGCAACGAUUUGAA